Molecule: messenger RNA, 577 nt
Organism: Paramecium sonneborni
Lineage: Eukaryota; Ciliophora; Oligohymenophorea; Peniculida; Parameciidae
Source: the annotation of a GenBank genome assembly
AGCAAUAAUAAGAUGCAAUAAAGCUCAUUAAUUGAUAAAUAACGAAGAUCUAAAGAGAGAUAUGUUUAUGAGGCAAACAACCUUGUUUAAUAAUGGAGAGAUUUAUUUGAGAAUGGGUAUAGAGAUUAUGCUGGAAAUUUUAUAAAGCCUUCUCUUAAAGAAGCUGCAAAUCUAGUAGGUUGCUCAAAGAAAACUUUGGAAGAUUAUUAUAGUAUAAUUCGAAAGGCUUCAUAAAUUAUCAAUAUAAAAGAUUGUUUACAUAUGAAAAUGGGUUAUUUAAGAUAACUCUUAAAGAAGGAUCCUCUUUCAAAUAUAGCUGCUCCAGAAAUUAUAUAAAAAGAGCAGAUUAAAUCAUAAAAUGAUAGUUGGAAUAAUAUGAUAAUUGAAGCAGAUGACGAUGUUUCAAAAGCUUCAAUAGAUAUCGACCAGUAUAUUAUUUCAAGUUAGAUUGAUUCAUAUAAUUUUGAAAAUGAUUUCACAUAAAAAACUUUUAAUUCUGAAUGGAAAAUGUCAUCAAUGGAUGAGGAGAUAAAUCCUGCUUAACCAUAUUAAGAAUGGAAUUUUUAUGACUUUUGAC